AUGGAGCAAGGGGAGGCAGCUGCACCGGUGACCGAGGAGAGGAGUGGGGAGGAGGAGGAUGACUUCGGCUACAGGCUCUUCCCCGACCGGGACAAGAAGCCGCAGAGCUUCCUGGCCCGCAGCCUCUUCACCUUCCACAACAGGUGUCAGCUGAUGCUGAGGAUGACCCUGGAAACGAAUCCGUAUGCGCAACUUCUUCUUGAGGCUAUGAAGCAAUCUGGUUGCACUGUCUUCAAUGACCGACACUUUUCUUGUGAAAACUGUGAUGGCUGUGUCAGUGGAGGUUUUGAUUCUGCCACAUCUCAGAUUGUUCUGUGUCAGAACAACAUUCGCCAGCAAGCCCAUAUGAACCGUGUGGUUGCACAUGAAUUGAUUCAUGCUUUUGAUCACUGCCGUGCACAUGUUGACUGGUUUAAAAAUGUCAAACACUUAGCAUGUUCAGAGAUUCGUGCUGCUAAUCUCAGUGGAGACUGUACAGUGAUGAAUGAAAUAGCCAGGUUUAAGUUUGGAUUGAAAGGACACCAUCAGACUUGUGUCCGAGACAGAGCAAUUCGUUCCAUUCUGGCUGUUAGAAAAGUUAGCAAAGAAACAGCAGAAAAAGCUGUGGAUGAAGUUUUUGAUGCUUGCUUCAAUGAUCUGGAACCUUUUGGAAGAAUCCCGCACAGUAAAAAAGAUGCAAAACGUGCUUAUAGAGACUUUCAGAACAGAGACCGGUAUAAUGCUAAUUUGUGAAGAAAAAUUGUGAAAAAUUGUGUUAUAUCUGAUAGUUCUAUAACAUCUGGAGUUAGAGUCUACGCACACAGUGCUCGUGGAAAGGACAAUUCUAUCAAAUGUAUCAAUUUUGUAAAAUUCUCCAGGAGCCAACUUCCAUGAAAGUAAGCAAAGUAAAUGAACAAAACUAAAAACCGUGUUUUCCUCACCUGUUACUCCAGCAGGAUAAUUUAGUACAGCAAAUGACUUGUCAAAAAUGAUUUGC
Messenger RNA from Mesitornis unicolor (brown roatelo), 976 nucleotides. RefSeq names its product XRCC6 binding protein 1 (gene ATP23). The coding region runs from base 1 to 732 and encodes 243 amino acids. Gene Ontology annotation, biological process: mitochondrial protein processing; mitochondrial proton-transporting ATP synthase complex assembly. Gene Ontology annotation, cellular component: extrinsic component of mitochondrial inner membrane. The record is from RefSeq and is a predicted model, not a curated record. Gene Ontology annotation, molecular function: metalloendopeptidase activity. NCBI's taxonomy places the organism in Eukaryota, Metazoa, Chordata, Aves, Mesitornithiformes, Mesitornithidae. The transcript has 6 exons.